This is a messenger RNA of Candidula unifasciata, 3994 nucleotides long. The record is from the annotation of a GenBank genome assembly. NCBI's taxonomy places the organism in Eukaryota, Metazoa, Mollusca, Gastropoda, Stylommatophora, Geomitridae.
UGAACACUUCAGCCCAACAUCUCAGUCAGCAGACUACAGUUCAUCUAGCCACACUUCACAAACUAAUGUCUUUGUCAGGCAUGGAUAUCCUGACAAAAGUUAUGACUGGUUCUUUAAGCAGUUUGAAAAGGCUUUUAAUGAACUUCAUGGUCUCAAGCAGCAGAAUGCAGAAAUGUUAGAUAUGAGGCACAGAUAUGAUCAGCUUACUAAGGAAAUGAAGCACUUGCGUGAAGUGAAAAAAGCGGAGUCUCAACGUCUGCAGCAAGCAGCUGCAGAAAUACAUGCACUGAAGAUGCAGCAAACAGAGCUGCAAGUUGAAAAAAAACAAUUAUGGGAUGAAAAUGCUUCUUUGCAAAAGCUCAGGUCAGAAGACAAACAGGAGUUGACUGAGCUUAGGAUUCAACAGAGGAAGAUGCUGAUCAAACACAGUCAGGUGAAGGAUCAAUUGACUAUGGUCAUUAAACAGAGAGAUGAUUUCUGCAAAGAUUUCAACCAGACUUUUGCAAAGCAUGCAGAAUUAAAGAAAAGCUAUGAAGCUUUGAGAGCUGAGAAGGAUGCAGCUGUUAAGGAAUAUGCCCUUGUGAUGUCCGAAAGAGAUACAGUUCAUAAAGAAAUUGAACAGCUUCAGGAUAGAUUGUCAUCUGUGAGCAAACACCUUGACAUAGUAUCUAAUGAAAAGAAGGAACUUGAAGCAGAGCUUGCUGUCAUGAGGCAAAAUUUAGCUAGUACACUCGCAGAAAAUGAAAAGUACUGGAGAGAGAGAAAUGAUUUCAGUGGAAUUAAUCAGAGUCUGAAACAACAGAGAGAUAUGUGUUGGAAGGAAAGAAGUGAAGCUUAUGAGCACAUAGAGCAGAUUGUAAAAGAAAAAUAUGAGAAAGCACAAAACGACAAAACUGUAGAAAUUAACAAUGUCACCAAAGAAACAGAAAACCUGAAACAACAUCUUGAGAAAUUAAAACAGGAUUUAGAUAAUGCUGAACAAGAUGCUGAAAAUGCAUAUAAAAACAGAGACAAGGCCUUCAGUGAACGUGACAAGAUUGUUCAGGAAAGAGAGAGCAUUAGGACACUUUGUGAUAAUCUGAGACGAGAUAGAGACAGGGCAGUUAGUGAUCUUGCUCAAGCCCUGAGGGAUUCUGAUGAUUUUAAGAGACAAAAAAAUGAGGCUGUGAAAGAGUUGAAAGCAGUAAAGAACCGUUAUGAGGCUCUGCUUGAAAAAGAUUCAAGACGUCAGCAGCUGCAUAAUUUAGGACAUAACAACAGUCGUGACUCUGCUAUUGAUGCAGAUCUACAGGAUUUGGGCAUUGAAACAGUUGAGGUAACUGUGGAACUGCAAGGUGAACACAGUGGAGAAUUUGGAUUUGAUAUAGUUGGGGGGAAAGGUGAUCCCCAGUUUCCAAAUGAUUCUAAUCUGUUUGUGAGUCAUGUGUCCAAGGGUGGCAUUGCUGAUGGAAAAUUAAAGGUGAAUGACACAGUACUUAGGAUCAAUAGCCUGGAAACUGUCGGUAUUAACAGGAGAACAGCGCUUCAGGCAUUAAGAAACAGUUUAGGACCCAUUCACAUGGUAGUAAGAAGACGCCAGUCAGCUGCUGGUAGAAUAUGGCAUCCUGUACAGAUUAUCAUGACUUGCCAAAAAGAUCCAGGCAUUCACAUUGAGCAAGGUUUGUUCAUUGGUCACAUUUAUCCAGCAGGAGUUAUUGCAAAAUAUGGAGUUCUACCUUGUGUUGGUGACAGAAUUGUUAGUAUAAACAACAUCCCUGCAGACAGCCUUACACCUAGAGAAGCAAUGAGAAUUCUGGAGACAUCUACGGAUUCAUUAGUUUUGGAUGUGUGGCGUCAGUCAUCACCAUUUAGCUCUGCUGGUUCUUCUCCAACACCACCUAUUUCAGGAAACAUUGUGUCCCCCUUGCAAGAUGGUUCUUCAGUAUCCAAUAGCAUGAGCAAAUCUGACACUUUAGCUCUUUAUAACAGUUCUUGGGACUCACCAGGUUAUGCAAGCCUAGGUAUGGAAAGCAUUAAAGGUGUCUGCAGUAGUGGUUCUCAGACAGACAGCUUAGACAAUCCUGUGCUGAACCCAUACAAAAUUUUUCAUAACCACGAACCAGAUAAAGUAAGACACAGCUUGCCUAUAUUAGAUAAAGCUAAAGAAAAGGUGGAGAGAAUUUUUCGUGUUCGACAUAAAAGUCAGGAUAGAGACAAAGACUGUGGAGUAAGAAAAGAGACAGGUGAUGAAAUUUAUCAGAGACGCCAUGACCAGGAUAAAUCUGUUCUCAAACUUGAUGAUGAUUAUGGCACUCAAGUCAACUUAUCCAGCACAGAAAACGUCAUUGCAGAAUUCCCCAGUAAUGUAGAGUAUGACCACACAGCAAACAACAUAUUCAGCACCGCUUGUGUAAUUUCUAAAGCAAAACCUUCAAAUACUCGUAAACGAGACUGGGAGCUUGAUAGUAACAGUGGCACAUGGCCUAAAACUAAAUGUCAGCAGAGUCAGAAUAUAUCAGGAUCUCCAGCCAUAAUUUUUUCUCCUGGUCACAAGCCACAGAGGGCUCAGCCCAGUGUAAGAGACAUAUUUUGUGGAAACUCAGAGAGACAACCUUAUGAGAAAAGUUCUGUUUCUGGGCCUGUUUUUACUUAUAGUAUGCAGAAUUCAGAUUCAGGCUGCAGUAUUCCAUCAAGAGUAUCAUCCUCAGCGUUUUCCCCAACAUCUGCGUCAGCCUUUUUAAUGAAGACUCAUUCUGACUAUAAAAAGUGUAUGCCCGCACCAGUAAUUACAACUAAAGCAUCAACACCCACUGAUGUUCAAGUUUAUGGAACAGCACUAUCACACAAACAGCAUGAGUUCAACAGAAACAGUCUAGUAUCUUAUCAUCAGUCACCAAUACAGUCCCCUGGAUCCUCAAAUAGGAACUGUUCACCACAAGAUUUCACCUUUGAAGCUAAGGUCAGAGAUGCUCCGAAAGUACAACAGAUGAAAUCUUACAGACCUACACCAACUCCUCAAAAAUCAGACUUACGGUGGCAAACUUCCUUAUCUUACAACUGGCCUGCUGACCAUGUCAGGGACAAUCCCAUUGAUAAAUGUCAUGCAGGACACCAAAAUCUUUCAUCUGUUUCAUCAGUUGGAAGUCCUUCAUGUACUGAUGGAGCUGUCUGUCAUUAUGCUCAAGCAAACAUAUUAGGAUCAUUGGCUGCUCCAAGGUGUAGUCAACCCUACUGCAGCAUGAGGCCAGCUUCUUCAGAAAUGGUCCAGCUUCCAAGAGGUUCUGACUUUGCUACUACUACCUGUGAACGGAAUCAAAUGACUACUGGCCAGGGAUUCAUAACACAGCCUUCAUAUUAUCAGCAACAUACAAAUCCAUCACACUUUUCACCUAUGAAAUCAGUUGGUCAACUUUCAGUGAUUUCCUCACCAUCUGGAACAUUCCCAAUUAUCAACUCAUUAGAUAUACAUCAUGAUCGACCAUUGUCUUUCCACGGGGCUCCAGUUGAACGAUAUAGCUCACCUAGUCCAUCGCAGAAGAGUUAUAGUAUUUCUGAGUGUUUCACUCCCACUGUGAGUGACGAGUUCUGCUCCCAAAAUUAUCACCACAGUUCUUAUCACAGUCAAACAUUUCAUGAUGAUGACAGCAGACCUGCUGGUUUUAAAAGAGACCGAAUUUUUGAUCGAAUUCGCAUUCCAUCUGCUACCAGCGUAAAUACAAAAUCUGGAUCUUUAGAAAUAGCUGCAUCAGACAGGAGCAGCCCUGGGUCACCAAUGUUUCAUGUUGACAACAGAGAGUCCGUGAAAUACAAGGGCUCUGCUAACAGUGAUGACUACAUCUAUAGGCCAAAAAUGCCAGACCACCAUGAAACAAGAGAUAUCACAUUUGAGAAAAGCCCUACACCAGUAGGUUUCAAAAUCCAGCAGGGAACACUAGGAGGUAUAUUUGUAUCUUCAGUCAGCGACAACAGCCUAGCAGCACAGGCAGGAUUGGUUAUUGGGGAUCAGCUGUUAGAG